AUGGAAUUUAGAAGUCUCACGACGUGUGUAGUGAGGAUGUUCACGUCUCACUUUUUAAAUAAGCCGCUGGCAACGAUUUCUGAUAUAGAUGUAAAUAAUUUCCUAUGUAGUAUAAAUCGAUUUGGUACAAGAGCGGACGUUGCAAGGCAAGUUCUCUCCGUUUUGUUUGGACGCAUAACUAAAGAUUAUGACGUGUUGCUGGGUAUCGUGGUUGGUUGGCUGACCUUAACAAGAAUAAACAAUUUUGAAGCUGUAUAUGAUAAUUACAAACUACCAGAGUAUAACAUACUAACAAAUAACUGGAAGAUUAUGAAAAACUACUCUACGUUCACGCCGCACGAGUCAAUAUUAAAUGAAAUAAAGAAUAUUAUUUAUUAUACAUUAUGUAUAUAUUAUGAAUGGUGCCUGUCAAAACGGACAAACGGUCCAAACAUCCUUAAAAUAUGGCCUGAUCGAAGAUUAAAAAGAAGGCGCAUAAUGUCUGAAGACGAAUCUCAACCAAUGGAUAUGGUGCCUAAUACACAACCUUUGAAACAAGUACCACAGCAACCACCAACUACUGCAAUGCAAAUCCCUGAAGCUUCUAGAUCUGUAAAGGAAGAAACUCUUAGAAUAUUUGAUCCUACUCUGGGCCGUGAAGUUGAAAAUAUAAAUAAUAGAGGAUUCAAAAAAUUUCGAAAAGUGUCCCAACCACAAUUCAAUAAAUUGGCAAGUGAAAGUAAUUUAGUACACUCAAAAACCAGACAAAAUUAUAAGGAAAUAAACAAAACUGUUCGAAAUAUUAUAAAUGUAAUAUCUCCAGAUACUAUUUAUUCAAUAAUUGAGGAUUUUAAAAGGUUGCCCAUAGAUUCAAUGGAAUUAUUAGAGAACACUGUUUUAAUAGUUUUUGAAAAGGCAAUCGAAAAACAAGGUUUUGCACCUCUUUGUUCAUCUUUAUGUUCAGCUAUGCAAUCUGUAGAAGUUAUGUCUAACAAUGGUAACAAAGUAACUUUUAAGAACUUAGUUAUAAGUAAUUGUGAACGAGAGUUUGACAUAGACAAGGCCCAGGAAAUGGAUUUUGCUAAGAAACUCACUGUGUGCAAAGAUCUAGAAAAGAAAAAAAAACUUCAAGUUGAAUAUGAAAAAUAUAAAAGAACAUCACAUGAACGUUCUGUUAGAAAUUGCCGGUUUAUGGGUGAAUUAUUCAAACAAAAUAUUCUUACUCCAAAUAUUAUGAUGAAUCGCAUCGAUAAAUUAAUCACUAAACAUGUUGAAGAACCACUAGAGUGCUUAUGCAUUUUAUUAAAGACUGUUGGAAAAGAAUUAGAAGAGAUAUACAAUUUAAGUUAUAUCUUUGAUAAGCUAAAUACUUAUAAAUCAAAGGUUCAAUUAAAAACAUGUUAUAUGAUAGAAGAUAUCAUAAAUUUGCACAAAAAUAAAUGGAAUGAUGAUCGUAUUGACAGUUAUAACAUUUUAAUAAACAAAAUAAAAGAUCAUCUUCACGAUGAUAAAGAAAUAUCGCCCAUAGAGCCAGUUGAACAACCCAAGGACACACCAGUUAAUCAUACAAUUAAUUUGGAAUUAAUUUGUAAAAAAUUACUUCUAGCAACUGAGCAACUGCAAAAUUUAGAUGAUAUAAUCUAUUCAUUAUCAGAAGAUGAAUCUUUGGUAAUCCACACAAGGUGUGAAGAGUUUGUGAAAUCUAUGUCACUUAUAACUUUAGAUAGUCCUAUCAGUCAAACAACAGUGGCAGGAAAGAUUUUUGCAGAACUUUUAUCCAAAAAAAUUCUUUCUUCGGCUGCCAUCACUCAAGGAAUUGAUGAUGUUCUUAAAAAUUGGAAUGAUUUUUUAAUGGAUUACCCUCAAUUUUUUUCCUAUAUUGCUGCCAUUAUAGCUCCAUUAUUAUUAUCUCAGAAUGCUUCAUUCGACUUCAACAAUUUAAAAGAUUCAUGUAAAUCCAUACGACCAGACAAUUCUAGUAAAUUGUUUACCGAAGUUUUAUAUCAAAUAAAUAGUUCCAAGGAAACACAGAACAUCAAAGAAGAACUAUGUGGUAUAUUGUGGAUUUACAAUAAGUGGAAUAUGUUAGAAAAUGUAACUCUAGACAUAUUUAUGCCCAAUAACCAAAUAAAUAAAUAUUUCAAAAAAGAUCGAAUUGGAGUAUUCCUUUUAUCUAUUGCAAUUUAUGAUAAAAUUAAGUUAACUGAUAAUAUAGAAAGCUGGACAUGUACUAAUAUCAGUGAAGAAAUCAUAAAAAACCCUCUGUUUGUGCGAGCAUUAACUAUAGCUAUUGUCAUUUUAUGUUUGAGAUUGAAUUAUUCUUAUGAGGAUUUCUUUGCUGCUAGUCAUUUGAUAUUGUUAACAUAUUAUAUUAAUUUACUCCCAGAACAUGAAGAAAUCCAGAAACGAGAAGUACAAUGUAUGUUAGGCAUUCAAAUAAUAUCUGCUGCACUUAAUCAUCCUGGAGGAAUGGUAUUAAAAAUAUUCAAUAGUCUCUAUGAACAUAAAGUUAUAAGUAAAGAAUCGUUUGAACUAUGCUUACAAGAAUAUGAAAAAUAA
This is a messenger RNA of Macrosiphum euphorbiae (potato aphid), 2538 nucleotides long. The record is from the annotation of a GenBank genome assembly. Lineage: Eukaryota; Metazoa; Arthropoda; Insecta; Hemiptera; Aphididae.